AUGAAAAUAAUCUUAACACUAAUUCUCAUCUACAGAAAUGCUAUAAAUGGAUAUCUAGUAGCUUGUAAUACUUUAUCCUAGAUUAAUUGUUAAAAUUCAGGCUAUUGUUAAUGGAUAUCAAGUUCAUGUAGAUCACUUGAAUGCCAUAAAGUAACAGAAGUGAGAGCAUGUUCUGGAAAAUUAUUAGGAAACUUAUAUUAGAAAUAACUUUGUAAAGUUGCUCAAAAUGUUGAUCCAAAAUUUUUGAACUUAUGCAUUGGAUAUAAGUAGGAUACAAUAAAAUGGGGAUAUUUAGUAUACCCAUAAGACAAUACUCAAAAAUCUACUUAUGUAGCAUCUAGUGGCUAAUUAAUUAGUUUAAUAGCCACAAAAAAGUAUCCAGGAUAAUUCAAAUCAGAAAUAUUGACAUUAAAUAUAUUGAAAGCAUAAGCAAAUGAUCUCAUAAAUAUUAUGUAUGGAUAUCUAUAAUAAACAAAUGAAUUAUGUGAUAGAGAAAUACCUAUAUCAUUUUUAGAGAAAGCAAUUUAUGAAAGCAUGUAAUAAAUAAGAGAUGAUGAAACUAUCACAUUUACUUCAAGUAUACCAACAAAAACUGAUUAUUAUUUGGCUUUAUGGGGAAUGACUGAUGCAUUCUUUUUAAAAUUAAGAUCAUAAAAAAUUAGUUAAUAUAUUUCUUAUAAAUAUUUGAUAAAUUUUGGAUUUGCUAAUUUGAAGAUGGAGAAAUUAUGUUUAGAUACACAAUUUGAAGUAUUUGAGUUAACUUGGCAAUAUUAAUAAUCUGGAUAUAUUGAGGUAUUGGUUAUGCCUGGUGAAUAAUUUGGAUUUGAUUUAAUACAUUCUAAUGUUAUUAUAAUAAGGAUAUCAGAUUUAAAUGGUCAAAAUAUGAGUAAUUAAAUCUAAUUAAAAUGGAUUCAUCAAUCCUAAAAAAUAUUUACUUCUAAAUAGAUCAUUCAAAUAGAUAUAACUAAAAUGUCUAUUAUAAAUAAUAUUAGUGGAACUUGUUCAUAAUUAAGUUGUGAUGCAUCAUUAAUUUUGAAUGAAAGAAAAGCAUAUAUAAUUGGUGAUUCAACAAUCAAAAAUUGUGUAGGAAGAUCUUAAUCAGCAUGUAGACUUGGUGAAUGUACUUGGAAUGAUUCUACAGGUAUUUGUUCAUGAAAAUAGAUAUAGAAAUUUAUUAUUAAAUAUAAUUUAUAUAAUUAUUUAGAUGAUGCAAUUCAUUAUAUUAAGUUUGUCCUUAGUACAAAUAAUCAAUGCAGCCUUCGCUCUAAUAGAUUGCGCCUCAUUAACUAAUGCAACUCUUUGCAUGUAGUCAGGAAAUUGUCAGGUAAGCAGCUUUGCAGCUACAAUUACUUGUUAACCCAUUACAGAUUGUUAUAGAGUUAGUGAAGUUUAAGCUUGCUUAUUAACUCCAGCAGCAAACUCAAUAGCUGGUUGUAAAGCUUUGAACAUAGACUAUAAAUAUGAAAAUGUUUGUGUAAAAACAACAGAAAACAGUGUUCCAAAUGGACUCCUUAGAUUUAGAAGAUAAGCAAAUAUAACCAGAUCACCAGAUAUAACAUUAUCAGAAACUCCAGUUUCAGUAUUGACAACAACAACUACUCCAUAAAAAUACACUUAUUAAUUAUUUACAUUAGAUAUUCUUCUAGCAUCUCCUACUUAAUUGGCUGCUAUUUUAGAUGCAUUCAAUCAUGGAAUUAAUUAAUUGAUUACAGAUGCAGUAUAACCAAAAUUUUUGGAAAAGGCUGUCAUUGAAACUUUUUAAAAUAUUAGAGUAUAAAUAUUGUUAUUAAAUUUAGGAUGAUGUGACAUAUACACAAGUUACAAGAUCUACUUAAUUAGGGAAGGCUUGGGAUUUAGUUAAUAUUCUAUUCUAAAGGUAUUAAAACUAUAAAGCAUAUUAUGUUUAAAACUAUGAUUUUAUAAAUUUUGGAUUUUCAGAUUUAAAUAGAUAAAAACUUGUAAUAACAACAAAGACCUAUGAAAUUGAAUUAACAUGGGCAACUUAUGCUAACAAUGGAUAUAUAUAUGUUAUGACAUUGGCUCCAGAAUAAUUUGGGAUAAUUAGUAUCAAACAAUUAUCUGAUUUAAUUUGGAUUAAAAUAGUAAAAGAUGAUGGUACAACUUAAGACCUUACAGCUGUUCCUGUAUUUAUUAAAUAUACCUGGGUCUAUACUGCAACCUAAUACUCUGCUGUCUAUAUUCAAACAUUCGACAAACUAUUUUCAUCAGCCUUUGCACCAGCUGCAAAUACACCAGUUUCAGUAACCUGUUUUUAUCCAACUACAUCAACGACUUACUGCCCUUCAUUUGCUGUUCCAGUUGCAGCAUUAGAUUAAUUAAUGAUAUUUCAUCAUGAUACAAUUCAAGAUUGCACAGCCCUUACAGGAAAUUAACCAUAUUUUAGAUUAGCAAGAUGUUGAU
Molecule: messenger RNA, 2421 nt
Organism: Paramecium pentaurelia
Lineage: Eukaryota; Ciliophora; Oligohymenophorea; Peniculida; Parameciidae
Source: the annotation of a GenBank genome assembly